AUGGAGAUGGCGCGGGCGCCCGCCCCCGCCUCGUCCAGGCCGCGCACCGUGGAGGCUAUCUACAAGGACUUCGCAGCCCGCCGCGACGGCCUCGUCCGCGCGCUCACCUCCGAUGUCGACGACUUCUACGACUUCUGCGACCCAGACAAGGAGAAUCUCUGCCUCUACGGCAACCCCGACGGCAGCUGGGAGGUGGCGCUGCCGGCGGAGGAGGUGCCGCCCGAGCUGCCCGAGCCGGCGCUAGGCAUCAACUUCGCACGCAACGGCAUGCACCGCCGCGACUGGCUCUCCCUCGUCGCCGUGCACUCCGACUCAUGGCUCCUCUCCGUCGCCUUCUUCUUCGCCGCGCCGCUAAGCGCUAACGAACGGAAGCGCUUGUUCAGCUUGAUCAACGAUCACCCAAACGUGUACGAAAGUAUGGUUGCCAGGAAGCACAGUAGCGGCAAAUCCAGACACUCAUCAAAGCCAAAGCAGCGAAGAGAGGAUGUUCAUGCAAAGAACUCCAGGGCAGUUGCUCGAGGAGCAGAAGAAGACGAUGACGAGGAGGAGGAUGAAGAGCACAGCGAAACAUUUUGCGGAAGCUGUGGCGGCAUAUACAGCGCGAGCGAGUUCUGGAUCGGCUGUGACAUCUGCGAGCGGUGGUUCCAUGGCAAGUGCGUGCGGAUAACCCCGGCUAAAGCGGAGCACAUAAAGCACUACAAGUGCCCCGACUGCAGCAGCUCCAAGAAAAUCAGGCAAUAGGCUAAGUCCUGCAAUUGUGCAACAACAGCCGUCUCUGACCCAUCUGAUCAAACUACACCAUGUUUCUUUCCUCCGCAAGGUCGCAGCUAGCAGAUGUGGAUUUUUUUCUAGGAAAUGUGCUUUCUCCCAUGUGGUAGUCUUGUAGGUGGUGCUGUGAAACUGAUACAUACUACUAGCUUGUUAUAGAUGUCUCCUUCAUUGCCGUUGGAUGUCAAGUGUUGUCAAUGUCGUUGUAGCUUUCACAGAUGAAAUUUCUGAAUGGGGUUUUCGCCGAUUUUGAUGAAA
Lolium rigidum is the source of this 1026-nucleotide messenger RNA. RefSeq names its product PHD finger protein ALFIN-LIKE 2-like. Gene Ontology annotation, biological process: regulation of DNA-templated transcription. The record is from RefSeq and is a predicted model, not a curated record. Gene Ontology annotation, molecular function: histone binding; transcription cis-regulatory region binding; transcription coregulator activity. The transcript is spliced from 5 exons. Bases 1 to 741 code for a protein of 246 amino acids. Gene Ontology annotation, cellular component: nucleus. NCBI's taxonomy places the organism in Eukaryota, Viridiplantae, Streptophyta, Magnoliopsida, Poales, Poaceae.